Lineus longissimus is the source of this 4895-nucleotide messenger RNA. Its product is annotated as trifunctional purine biosynthetic protein adenosine-3-like. Lineage: Eukaryota; Metazoa; Nemertea; Pilidiophora; Heteronemertea; Lineidae. The transcript has 19 exons. The coding region runs from base 26 to 3073 and encodes 1015 amino acids. Gene Ontology annotation, cellular component: cytosol. The record is from RefSeq and is a predicted model, not a curated record. Gene Ontology annotation, molecular function: ATP binding; phosphoribosylformylglycinamidine cyclo-ligase activity; phosphoribosylglycinamide formyltransferase activity. Gene Ontology annotation, biological process: 'de novo' IMP biosynthetic process; adenine biosynthetic process.
CUAAAUCUUGUGACAGAGUACUACCAUGGCAAAGGUGUUGGUGCUGGGGAGUGGCGGACGGGAACAUGCCCUAUCCUGGAAGCUCUCCCUGUCCAAGCAUGUUCAGAAGGUCUAUGUAGCACCAGGCAAUGCUGGUACACUGAACAUAGAGAAGGUGGAAAACGUUGGCAUCAAUGUGAAAGACUUCCCAUCAGUGGCGAGCUGGUGUAAAGAGAAUGUUAUCGACCUGGUGGUUGUAGGACCUGAAGAUCCACUUGCAAAUGGAGUUGCUGAUGUGCUGAAAGAUGCUGGUAUUGAUUGUUUUGGACCAUCGGCAAAAGCAGCUCAGAUCGAAGCCAGCAAGGAAUUUGCCAAAAAGUUUAUGUCGAAGUACAAUAUCCCAACUGCCAGAUGGAAGUCGUUUACAAAUUCAAAGGCUGCUUGUGAGCACAUCAUGAGCUGUAACUAUCUGAGUCUCGUUGUGAAGGCGAGCGGUCUGGCUGCUGGGAAGGGUGUUGUCGUUGCAGCAAACAAGGAGGAUGCAUGUGUGGCUGUUAAAAAGAUGGUGGAGGAGAAAGCUUUCGGAAGUGCUGGUGACACUGUCAUUGUGGAGGAACUCCUCUGUGGAGAAGAAGUGUCGUGUUUAGCUUUCACAGAUGGAUACAAGGUGGCCUGCUUCCCACCGGCACAGGACCACAAGCGGUUGAAGGAUGGCGACGAUGGUCCCAACACCGGUGGAAUGGGAGCCUAUGCACCUUGCCAGAUAGUGAAUAAGAAUGAACUGGAUCGAAUAAAGAAUCUUAUCCUACAGCGUGCAGUGGAUGGUAUGCGGUCGGAAGGCACACCGUAUAUGGGUUUAUUGUAUGCUGGCUUGAUGAUGACCACUGAUGGCCCAAAAGUCUUAGAAUUCAACUGCCGGUUUGGUGACCCAGAAACACAGGUUCUCCUACCACUCAUGAAGUCAGAUCUGUAUUUAACGAUGAAGAGUUGUAUCGCGGGAGAUCUUGCUGAUAACAUGCCACUGUUUCAUCGGACGAAGCACACUGUUGGGGUGAUGUUAGUGAGUGGCGGUUACCCCGGAUCCUACCCUAAAGGCAUUGAAAUCACAGGUAUGAACCGAGUCGACACAGACGCCAAGCACAUUAUCUUCCACAGUGGCACAGCCAUGAAAGAUGACAAGCUGGUGACGAAUGGUGGCCGAGUCCUCGCCGUGGUGGCCAUCAAGUCAGACCUCGGUCACGCCAUCAGGGAGGCUCAGCUCAGUGCUAGCAUGAUCACGUUUGAUGGUUGCUAUUAUCGCAAGGAUAUCGGUUACAGAGCAAUUCUCAGGUCAAGCCGAGGAGUCCGACUGAGUUACAAAGAUUCAGGAGUGGACAUCUCAGCAGGUGACAGCCUCGUCCAAGCCAUCAAACCCGUAGCUCGGUCAACUUCCAGGCCUGGAUGCCAGGUUGACCUCGGUAUGUUUGGUGGGAUGUUUGACCUUAAGGCAGCUGGGUACGAGGAUCCUCUUCUUGUGUCGGGUACAGAUGGUGUCGGCACAAAACUCAAGAUAGCACAAGUCUGCGGUAUUCACAACACCGUUGGGAUUGAUCUUGUUGCGAUGUGCGUUAAUGACGUCCUUGCCCACAAUGCGGAGCCACUGUUCUUCCUUGACUAUUUCGCCUGUGGAGAACUUGAUGUGUGGAAUGCACGUGGUGUAAUAGAGGGCGUAGCUGAAGGCUGCCAGUUGGCUGGGUGUGCACUGUUAGGUGGCGAGACUGCAGAGAUGCCCGGCAUGUACCCUCCAGGGGAGUUUGACCUCGCUGGCUUUACGGUCGGCGCAGUCGGGAAGAACCAGCUGCUUCCUAAGAUUGACGACAUCACAAAAGAUGAUGUGAUUAUCGGCAUUGCUUCCAGUGGUGUCCACAGUAAUGGUUUGAGCCUUGUGAGAAAGAUUGUGGAGGUCUACAAAAUGAAUUAUAGUCAACCAAGUCCCUUCAUGAAAGAAAAGUCAUUAGGUGAAUCUCUCCUUAUUCCAACCAAGAUUUACAGUAAAACAGUCCUUCCUGCCUUAAGAUCGGGCAAAGUCAAAGCAUUCGCGCACAUCACCGGCGGUGGCCUACUUGAAAACAUUCCACGUGUGCUGCCCGACUCUCACCGAGUUGAACUCGAUGCUUCCCUCUGGAAUAUACCUACAGUAUUUGGCUGGAUCGCUGCCCAGGGCCAUGUGGAUGAUUUAGAAAUGGCACGAACAUUCAACUGUGGUGUGGGAGCAACGUUGAUUGUAUCCCGAGAUAAUAAGCAGGCAGUGUUAGACAUGUUGUCAGAAGCAGGCGAGACGGCCUGGUGCAUCGGAAGAGUUCUUGAAGAUGAAUCGGAUGGUAUGGAAGACAAAGUGAUUAUCUCAAAUCUGCAACAGGAGCUCGAUAAUCUCCUGCCCGAGGUUGAGGUGAAGCAUGCAACCUCACAUGGUGAGGUCAAUGGACGUGGAAGAAUGAGAGUUGCAGUGCUCAUUUCAGGAUCAGGAACAAAUCUGCAAGCCCUGAUCGAUCACACGCAAGACCUGGUUGUGAACAGUGCAGCAGACAUCGCGUUGGUGAUCUCUAAUGUAGCAGGGGUCAAAGGUUUGGAGCGAGCAAAGGAUGUGGGCAUUCCAACCAAGGUGAUCAGUCACAAAGACUACAAGACGCGACUGGACUUUGACAUGGCUGUAGAUAGUGCGUUGAACGAGGCUGGGAUUGAAUUGAUCUGCCUGGCUGGAUUCAUGAGGAUUCUCACAGGUGAAUUCACCAAGAAGUGGACUGGCAAGUUACUGAAUGUCCAUCCGUCUCUUCUGCCAUUGUUCAAGGGAGCACAUGCACACCGAGAUGUCUUAGAGUCAGGGGUUCGCAUCAGUGGAUGCACAGUGCAUUUUGUUGCAGAGGAAGUUGAUGCAGGUGCCAUCUUGGUGCAGGAGUCGGUGCCGGUCUACCCAGAUGACACGCAAGAAAUCCUCCAGGAAAGGGUCAAAGAAAAGGAGCACGUCGCCUUCCCUGCAGCGUUGGAGAUUGUUGCUAGUGGCAAGGCACAUCUAGACAUCGAAUCAAAUAAAAUUGUUUGGAAUAAAGUUAGAUAGAUAGCACGUGGAUGACAUUUAAGGUAUUGUUUUACCGAGAGGUUUGUGCACUGCCAUAGCCUCAUAAUCAAAAUUUACAAGGCCAUCGGGAGAAGAACUAUCUUGCAUCUCUCAACACUCCCGACUGAAAGAAUCUUUUCGAUUUUCCUUAUGUCCUAAAUGACACCAGGUCUGAACAUUUCUCAGUACCGGAAAGGAAGCCUGUGGCAUAUUAGGUGAACUCAUGAGUUCAAUUCAAGUUCUGGGUAAUCUAUUGUUCCAUGCUGACUCGAGAAAAGUACCAAGUGUUGAUCACCUGUUGAGGGGGGUUGCAGGGUUUGCAAUGACCACUGCAUCAAUGCUUUUCAGCAUUACCCAUCGCAGAUCAGCCCUCUGAUGGAUAGUUCUGAAACCAGUCUGUAUGUCUGUGGUGCUCAUUGGCCCUCGCUGUCGCAAUCAGAAGAAUCUCUUAGCAAUAUCUGUUAAUAUCUGCAUUUAUCCAGUUGCAUUCCAAGAUGAGUGCAUUUUCUCAUCUCUAUACACAACAUUAAAUAGCUGCUGAAACAUUAAGCAGCUGGUCACGUGAUCUGCUCAACACACCCCAGAUCCAGCACUGAUUUAUUUAAAAAACAGAUGCCAAUUCUGCGCAUGGUUGACUCUUAACAGCUGUACAGCCUUACUUCCUGCUCAUUUCAGUAUUACGUGUACUAUAUUUCAAACAAUGCUAUAUUGUGUUCAACUUCUUAGGAUUUUCUACAACUGUUGCUACAUUGUGAAACAAUUGUAUUGUAAUUGUUUGUUUUGUUGUUUAUGAUUUGAAAUCAUGUUUACAAUGUGUUCCAACGUAUGUGUUCAAUUGUUAUGUUUGUGCUGUUGUGGUAGAGAUUACAUCUUAUGAGGCCAUGUGUGUUUAGUGCUAUGUUUUGAGUCCCACUUGCUAAAAUUUUGCAACUGCCUCCACUAACUUGACAAAGGGAAAUGCAUUGUGGUCUGUUCUGAAUGAAACUAAAAUGUCCCCAUCCUGUCUUGAAUUGGACUCCUGUGCAGCCCCAGAACUAUAGUCAUUGAUAUUUAUUGAUUAAUUUUAUGAUGAUAUACAUGUAGUUCUGUGACUGUCAACAGAGGCCGCCAUUACUGAAGAUCUACUAACAUACCUGAAUCAAAGCGACCAUUUACCCCCAAUGUUACUUGAUACUCUUUAAAUGUCUAGGAUGUAUGCAUGUUUUCUGUAGGUUUUAUUGGGGCCUAUCGGUCGCUGGUAAUGGUUUGUGUAUUAUUUUUGCCAAAGCUCCACAGGAUCUUUCCUGUCUGACAUAUCAAUGCAAAUUGUUAUUCAUCAUGUUUUUUUUGUGUCGGGUUUAUAGUACUUGUUAUUUGAUGUCACUGUCAACUGAUGAAAUAUCUCCAUCUGGAGGCAAAUCCCUGUGGCUGCUUGUAAUCACGUUAACAUCUACAGGAUGUCUCAAAAAGGUUUUAUAGGCAUUUCCUUAUGCAGUUCGAAAGACUCUUGUCUCAAGUGGUUGAGUCUCACACAGAACUCGUCAGUUUCCUGUGUUUGGAGCCAUAACUUUAGAUAGUCUUAAUACCGAGUUUCUCUGUACCCGAGUGCCUGUGUCAACAGGGCAGGGAAAGUCUCCACCAGGCCCGAACCUUUCAAUAGCAGGAAUUUUGUUUUUGAGGCCUUUAAAACCUUUUCCAGUCAUCCUUUAGUAAUUUGUGCUGGUCCCAUCGAGAGACCUUUUAAAGAAGGUCUUCAGCCUCCAGUAUUCCAUCUGUUUUUAAAACUGCUACAUUCAAAAUAGAGCAUGCUCUUCUGGUACUGGACUAUCAAAUGUGUAUUCAA